Messenger RNA from Frankliniella occidentalis (western flower thrips), 1630 nucleotides. It is a transcript of the gene Rcd2, whose product is annotated as cysteine-rich motor neuron 1 protein. Lineage: Eukaryota; Metazoa; Arthropoda; Insecta; Thysanoptera; Thripidae. Gene Ontology annotation, molecular function: protein binding; serine-type endopeptidase inhibitor activity. The transcript has 5 exons. Bases 1073 to 1630 code for a protein of 185 amino acids. The record is from RefSeq and is a predicted model, not a curated record.
GCUCGCCUUGCUCGCGUCGCGGUGUGUUUUCUGCUGGUGUAGCUUUCUGACAGGACGGUCGUCUCGAGGCGAGGCUCGGCACCGGCGGCCAGCCCGGCUGGCAGGCAGGCAGGCAGGCGGGCGAGCGGGCGGGCAGCCAGGCGGCGGGCGCGCCGAAGCCGCCAGCCGCCGGCCGCAGAACAGCGAACAGUGCACUCGAAGCGAGCGAACGGGUUGAGCGACUCGGGCGCGUCGCGACCAAAGACUGCUCUCCUGCGCGCCUAGGCCGUGAUUGAGGUUAGGUGUCCACCGCGUCGUCCGGGACGUCGUCGUCGUCAAGUCGUCGUCGCCGCCGCCGCCGGCAUCGCGUCGUCGAGCUCGCGUGCGCGCCCGCGUCGCGGCGAGAGCGAGUGAGUGAGAGAGAGGCAGACAGCACGGCGCCGGGCCGUGAGCGUGACGGAGCGUGACGACUGAGCGUGACGGAGCGUGAUCGUGACGUCACGGCCGUCAUGAGGGUCUGCAGCAUCCGCCGCACGGCAGCGGCGCCAGCGGCGGCCCCGCGUGGGAGGACCAGCACCGGGACCCACAACUUGUAGUGCGAGAGAGACAGAGAGAGAGAGAGAGAGCGCGCGCCGGCUUGGCUGCUCCGGCCAACACCAAACAAGGCCUGAUCCGCUUCGCGCCUGCCGGCGGUAUACCCUAGUGGUGGUGGGCUGUCGGUGCCCGGGUGGUGCCCUCGGCCCUGACGGUGUCCGGAGUGCGCCCCUUUGUUGGUGUCCCCCUGUUUGUGCGCCGGCUCCAGGCGCUGCAGGCCCGGCCCGGCCCGACCCCAGCCGCUGACGGACGCACUGACCCGUCGGCCCUCCUCAGCAAGUCUCGUGUGUUGUUGCCGGCGGCGCGGUCCUCAGCGGCCCCUGCGCCCGCCCCUGGCCCGGGGGGUGGAGGGGGGCAGGUCCCGCGGAGCUCUCUGCGCGACGAGGCGCGCGGCCCCGCGGCGCGCAACAGCCGCGACCACCACAACAAGUGCGGCGGCCUGGUGGUCUCACCGGCCCGGCGUCUGCUCGACAACAAACAAGCCGGUGACUCAGGCAGGAUGCGGCCCGUGAUCCUGAUCGUCGUGCUGCAGCUGGUGGCCGCCUCGCCCGUCCAACAAGAGGCGGAGGUCGGCCAGGUGCGCGGGCCCGGCUGCGUUCACCAGGGCCGCUUCUACGCCCCGGACGCCCGCUGGACGGAGGACAACGGCUGCCUGUCGUGCAGCUGCCAGGGCGGCCAGGCGCGCUGCCAGGCCUUCAUGUGCCAGGUGACCUGCGACAACCCGCGCCGCGUGCCCGGCGAGUGCUGCCCGGCCUGCGACGGGCAGUCGGUGGUGACCCAGGCCCAGACGUGCCCGUCGCUGGGGAACUGCACGCUCCGGUGCACGCACGGCUUCGUGCUGGACGAGGCGGGCUGCUACGCGUGCCAGUGCCACAAGGGAGCCGCCUGCACCCUGGAGUGCCCCGCCGGCUACGCCCAGGACGCCGCCGGCAACGAGCUGUGCGAGUGCCGCUGCCCCGCGGCCGAGACCUGCAGCAAGCGGUGCACGCACGGCUACCGCAAGGACCCCGCGGGCUGCAGCCUCUGCGCCUGCUUGCGUGACGCCGUCAGAGUGUAG